UGCGCGCUGGGCGGAGAUGGCGCUCUGCCCGGGAGGAAGAGUCUCUGCGGCAUCUCUGUCCACGCGCCCGCCAUGGCUCCUGCUCCGGCCCUGUUGACCCCGCUGCUGUGUGCAGGUGUGCGGCGCUGGCCAGGUUUCCUGCAGAAGGCGGCCCUGGGCCCAGCGGGGCAAAAUGGUAGGAUGGUGACAGGAGCCCCGGUCCCCGCGGUCAGCGAGCCCCAGGACAGCUACGAUCUCCAGAGCAGGAUCCUAAAUGUGCCGCUGCAGCAUUCGGACUUCUUCAAUGUCAAGGAGCUGUUUUCUGUGAAGAGCCUCUUCGAGGCCCGAGUACACCUGGGACACAAAGCUGGUUGUCGGCAUAGAUUUAUGGAGCCAUACAUCUUUGGGAACCGCUUGGGUCAGGAUAUCAUCGAUCUGGAUCAGACAGCCUUGAAUCUCCAGCUGGCCUUGAACUUCACAGCCCAUGUAGCCUACCGGAAGGGCAUCAUCCUGUUUGUGAGCCGGAACCGGCAGUUCUCUUACUUGAUUGAGAAUACAGCCCGGGAUUGCGGGGAGUACGCCCACACUCGCUACUUCAAAGGUGGCUUGCUGACUAAUGCUCAGCUCCUCCUUGGGCCUACAGUCCGCCUGCCAGACCUCAUCAUCUUCCUGCAUACACUCAACAAUGUCUUUGAACCCCAUGUGGCUGUGAGGGAUGCGGCCAAGAUGAACAUCCCCACAGUGGGCAUUGUGGACACCAACUGCAACCCAUGCCUCAUCACUUACCCUGUCCCUGGCAACGACGACUCACCCCAAGCUGUCCAGCUCUUCUGCCAGCUCUUCCGGACAACCAUCAACCGGGCCAAGGAGAAGAGGAGGCAGAUGGAGGCACUGCAUCGGCUGCAGAGCGGGGAUUCUGAGGGCAGUGGGACAUCUUCUGCACCUGAUAAGAGCCAUUCCCCAUGACAGGAAGCCUUGCACCCACAACAGAUAGGCAGGACUGUUCUAAACAGGAAGCUCCUGGUCCAGCCCUGGUCUGUACCCCCAUUCCCCAUCCUCAGUCAGCAUCUGUGUCCUAUAUUCCUGAGCUACGGCCACCCGAGUGUGACUAUCCUGAGCUGACCCUUGUUCGCCUUUUUUCUGGGGACAAACUCAGGUAAAGUGCACAACCACAUGGCCUCUGGCAUCCACUAAGACUUGGACAUAGAUAGCCAAGUGGAUGGCACUGUUUCUCUCGUCAAGAAGCCCUUGCUUCCACUUUAGAAGUAUAGGUCUGUAUCAGGUGGGUUCCAUUUAGUUUCUCUUUUCAAUUAAAAUUAAUCCUCAUUGUCUGCUAA
Molecule: messenger RNA, 1316 nt
Organism: Meriones unguiculatus (Mongolian gerbil)
Lineage: Eukaryota; Metazoa; Chordata; Mammalia; Rodentia; Muridae
Gene: Mrps2
Product: mitochondrial ribosomal protein S2
Exons: 4
Coding region: 73-945 (290 amino acids)
Biological process (GO): translation
Cellular component (GO): mitochondrial small ribosomal subunit; ribosome
Molecular function (GO): structural constituent of ribosome
Source: RefSeq, a predicted model, not a curated record